AUGGACUUACCUUUAACAGACAGGCAAUGUGUUUUUACACGGGAAUCUAAGGAAGUAUUUGAAUUUGUGAGCAAGCUGAUUUCCCAGGCUAAGAGGAAGGCAUCAGGUCUUUCACUGGAUCCGAUUUAUAGAUGCUUGAACAGAACCAUCUUAUUCCAAUUAUCUCGCACCAUUGAUAAUGUUGCUGCUCAGGCCAGUGUCUUGGAGGCUCUUCAUAAAUUAACCAACAACAGAAGUCUGGUGUUUGGACCUGGUAAUUAUGAUCAAGAAUUCCUUGGCUGCCUCAGCUAUUGUCUACUACAGCUGACUGAUGACCCUGGCCGAAGUGGGACCAAUUUAAAUGAAUCUCGUCCACGAGCAACUACCUGGCACGUUGAUACCCAACUCCUAGACGGGGACAUGUGUCCUGUGAAUCAUCUUACAAAAAGUGCCAGUUUGCAUGAAGGGCUUUAUCUUGUGGCAUCUGCUGCCAAAAGGGUUUGGGAAGAACUUUAUGUCUGCAAGAAACCAGCUUUGGAGGAAAUAUUUCGGACCCAGUUAAAUAAUAUAGAUCUUUCUGAUUCCUCUAAGAUCACAACACCAGAUCUCAUAACCGUCAGACCACUCAUUCAAGAAUCUGCUUCCAAAAUUUGGGUUACCUAUGCUGAAUCCGAACGCCGUUCUGUCUUUAUGCAUACAGAUCGUCUACAGACUCAAAUCCAAUCUAAACUUCAAAAAGUCAGCAGUGGUGUUUUACGAUUGGCUUCCAGAAAGACUAAAAAAGAUCUUCCUCUGAAGUCUUCACCUGCCACAACAGUUCAUUCCAGUGAUUUUUUCAUGUGGACAAUGAGUCAUGUUUCUAUCGUGAAAGAUUUGGUUGAAUUCCAAUUCAAGCAGUACCUCCAAAGCAAUGAACAUAUGGAGAAGUAUCUUCUGGAAGAAUGGACACAGACAGAGAAUGAACUUCUUCGAGAACGUGGCCUCUGGGGACCUUUAACUGGGUCCAGAUUAGACAAAUGGAUGCUUGACAUGACAGAAGGUCCAUGCCGCAUGAGGAAGAAAUUGAUGAGGAAUGACAUGUUCUAUAUCCACUAUCCUUACCGACCCAAUAUGGAUUCCAGUAAGCCUCUGAAAUACAAGGUGGCCAUCAGUCGAGACAGCCGUGAUUGGUUCAAGAGAUAUCGUUCUCAGAGCUUCCUGUGUGAUGAUGAACUUCCCAUCCAAACUGAUGAAAUGGACUUUUUCAUGGCUGAAGUGGAUUCAGUGGAUCAGAAUUCUGAAGUGAUAAUGAACAUCCCCAAGCUGUUACCACGGCGACAGACCAGUGUCUUACGAAGUAUUGAGAAUGAGGAUGAUGCUGAUGAUCCUGGUGGUAGCACGGAGCCAAGCACAGAUGUGGACAAAACAGAUGGCCAACAAGAUAGUCAAGGCGAGAGCAAAGCUUCCAAUCAAGCCAUCUUACGACUUCUGGGCGACGGAGAAAAGAUCACCCACAUGUUUCGAUGUGCCCGCAUUCAAGGCUUGGACACAGCUGAAGGACUAUUACUUUUUGGCAAAGAACAUUUCUAUGUUAUUGAUGGCUUCACUUUACUGAAAAGCAAAGAAAUCAAAGACAUUGACAGCUUACCACCAGAAUUUCAUGAACCUAUUAUUCCCCGGACAUCAAAAAGUAGCGGCAGCUGCCAAAAAAGAAUCUGCAGUAAAUUCUCCUAUGAUGACAUCCGGGAAGUGCACAAGAGACGCUAUCUGCUGCAGCCAAUUGCAGUGGAAGUUUUCUCUGCAGACGGACGUAAUUAUCUGCUGGCUUUCCCUCGAAAAGUUCGCAACAAAGUUUACGCAAAGUUUUUGUCUGUUGCUACAGCAAUAACAGACAAUGCCCAGCAAUCUGUAUCAGGGCAAAAGCAAAAUGCCAAGAUCGAAUCCAGUGCUGGAAUUAUCAGCAGCCUAAUGGGUGAAAAAUCAGUGACCCAACGAUGGGAGAGAGGGGAGAUUAACAACUUCCAGUAUUUGAUGCAUCUCAACACAUUGGCUGGUCGUUCAUACAAUGAUUUGAUGCAAUACCCUGUAUUUCCAUGGAUUCUUACUGAUUAUGAUUGCGAGGUUUGGGAGACACCACCAUAUCAUUAUGGUACCCAUUACUCCUCUGCCAUGAUUGUUGCAUCAUACCUUGAACGCAUGGAACCCUUCACUCAACAUUUCCUCAAAUUGCAGGGUGGACAUUUUGAUCUUGCUGACCGAAUGUUCCACAGUGUCAAAGAAUGUUGGCUUUCUGCGUCCAAGCACAACAUGGCCGAUGUGAAGGAACUAAUUCCAGAAUUUUUUUAUUUGCCAGACUUUCUGGUAAAUGCUAACAACUUCGAUCUCGGUAGUAAACAAAAUGGCGUGAUGUUGGGCGAUGUGAUUCUGCCUGCUUGGUCAAAACAAGACGCACAGGAAUUUAUCAGAGUUCACCGAGAGAUUUCAAUCAAUUUAAAUGCAAGUAAAAUUAUAAAUAACUUUUCUUUCUCUCACUCACUCUCUUUCUUUCUUUCUCUCCCUCACUCACUCUUUCUUUCUCUCUCUCACUCACUCUUUCUUUCUCUCUCUCACUCACUCUUUCUUUCUCUCUCUCACUCUUUCUUUCUCUCACUCCCUCUUUCUUCUCUUCUCUUUCUCUCUUUCUCUCUCUCCUUUUUUCUUUCUCUCUCUCCUCCUCUUUCUUUCUUCUCUCUCACUCCUCUUUUUUUUUCUCUCUCCUCCUCUUUCUUUCUCUCUCACUCACUUUUCUUUCUCUCUCCUCACUCUUUCUUUUCUCUCUCUCCUCCUUUUUCUUUCUCUCUCUCCUCCUCUUUCUUUUCUCACCUUUUCAAAAAUUCUCUCUCCUCCUCUCUCUCACUCACUCUUUCUUUCUCACUCUUUCAUUCUCACGCUCUCUCUUUCUCUUAUUCUCUCUUUCUCUUAUUCUCUCUUUCUCUUAUUCUCUCUUUCUCUUAUUCUCUCUUUCUCUUAUUCUCACUCACUCUCUCUCACUCUAGGCCCUAG
Acanthosepion pharaonis is the source of this 3000-nucleotide messenger RNA. NCBI's taxonomy places the organism in Eukaryota, Metazoa, Mollusca, Cephalopoda, Sepiida, Sepiidae. The record is from the annotation of a GenBank genome assembly.